This is a messenger RNA of Onychostoma macrolepis, 4197 nucleotides long. RefSeq names its product NACHT, LRR and PYD domains-containing protein 1 homolog. The record is from RefSeq and is a predicted model, not a curated record. The transcript has 16 exons. Bases 148 to 3342 code for a protein of 1064 amino acids. Lineage: Eukaryota; Metazoa; Chordata; Actinopteri; Cypriniformes; Cyprinidae. Gene Ontology annotation, cellular component: cytoplasm.
CCUGUAGAGGAUGACCGGCAAAAUUGGUGUAUAGUUCUUUGGAAUUCUCAUUGUACUGCAGAAUGAACAUCGGAACACUAUUCAAAUGAUAGAUCUACUGCAAGUCGAUCCUUCAUUAAGGCGGAACCUCAUAGUCUGUGACCAGAGAUGGGUUCAGAUACAUCAAAAACUUGUCCAGUACUCAAAACAAGGACAUUGGAAGACCAUUCUGAUGAUUUCUCAAGAUUAUCAGAAAACGCACUACGUCAAUAUAAGCUGUCAAUCAAACAGAAGUAUGAGAGUGAGUGGAGCUCAUUGUCUGAUGAACAAGAGUCAUUGUCUGCCCUGUAUAAUGAACCAGUGAUCAUUCAGAAAAAUGAAAAUGGCAGCUUUAAGAACAUCAGUGUGGACAGAUUGUUGAUGUCAUAUGGUGCAAUGCCUGUCAUUCUCCAAGGCGACUCUGGCAGUGGCAAAUCCAUCAUAGCACAGAAGAUCAUGUUAGACUGGGCAUCUGAAACUUCUAGACAUUUGAACGUAGUUUUCUAUCUGAGGUGUGAAGAGCUGAUGUGUGUUUCUGAGGAGAUUAACCUCAUUGAGCUCUUGAGCUACAGCUGUAGUUUAACAUCAGAUCAGAUCUCACAGAUGUUACAACAUUCACCAGAGAAGGUGCUUUUCAUCAUUGAUGGAUUUGAUGAACUGAGACUUACGCAGGCCAUUUUUGACAUGUCAGCAAUUACUGAUCCACUUCAAAAAGCCCCACCUGAGGUUAUUCUAUGUUCCCUGUUGAGGAGAUAUCUCAUCCCUAAAUCCAAACUGCUGGUCACCACCAGAACUAGGAACACAUUGAACAAGCUGCUGAAAGGACAACCAUGUUUCACUGAAAUCAUGGGUUUCUCUGAGAAGAAGGUGGAGACAUAUUUCCAGAAGUUCUUCAGCAAAGAGUAUGACUGUGUGAGAGCAAAUGAAACCCUCCUCACUGCCUGCUCCAUUCCUGUUAUCUGCUGGAUCAUCAGUGAGAUGUUCAGAGUUGGUGCAGAUGUAACAAGCGGACUGGAAACCAUCACCUCCAUCCACGUUGACUUUGUGUCCACUCUACUAGAGCAUCACUGCCAGGGUUUGAGUCAGUCUGUCUCAACCUUGCUGAGGAGUCUGGGUCAGCUGGCAGAGAGAGGGAUGCUGGAACAACAAGUGCUUUUUGAUGAGAAAAAUGUAAAUGAAAUAAUUUCAGACCCUGAUGGGAAUCCAUUCCUGUGUAGGUUCCUCUCUAAGAGAAGAAUCCGUCAGGAGACAAUGUUCACUUUCAUGUAUCAUAGCUUUCAGGAGUUCUUCACCGCUCUGUACUAUGUUCUUCUGGAUGAAGAAGAGUCCCAGAGGAAAGUGAGGGAGCUGCUUCACACUGUAGAGAGAGGAUGGGCUUUGUCCUGUUGGUCUGAUAGAGACUUUUCAAUGGCAGAUGUAGAAGUAAGACAGUCAAAGCUGCUGCAGCCUGUGAUUCUGUUCCUCUGUGGUCUUUGUAAAAAAGAAUGGAUCCCAUCGUUUUUUGAAAAGCACAACAUGGCUGUCUCUGUCAACAUAGAAACCCAGCUUAAGGAAUGGAUCAGUACAUAUUCACAGAGAUAUCAAAAUGAACACAUGCUGUUCAUUCUCCAUUGUCUCUAUGAGCUUCAUGAAAAGAGCUUCAUUAGAAAAGUCUUGGAAAAAUUGGUUUUGAUAGAUCUGUCGAAUUCACCACUGAAAAUGACGGACUGUUGGGUGCUGAAGUACUGUUUACAGUGCUGUGAACACAUCAGAAACCUGAAACUCCAUGUAACAUCUGAUAAUCUGAAGAUGCUCCAGCCUGAACUGUCCCGCUGUAAAGAGCUGUGGUUGAUGAUGGAUCACAUUCCAGAUGAUGUUGUUGGUUUGGUCUCAGCUGCUGCUGAAGGAAAGAUUUUGAACAAACUCAAUAUAAAGAAGCUUGACAACCAUGGAAAACUAAGUGGAUACCUCUCAGGAAUCUCUGUGUCAGUCAGAGAUGGAGACAUCACGUUGUCUAUUGGCACAUCAGUGUCCAAUUCAUCAGUCACAGAAUUAACUGUAACCUCUCCACACUCAUUGAUUUCCACCAUCGACUGGGUGAAAUCACAGAGAGAAUGGGCAUUUAACAGUUAUGGAUAUUUAAGUUCUGGGCAACAUGAAGUUAGACUGUUGACGUUCCUGCAAUCAGCGUCUGGUUUGAAGAAAGUCUGUCUGCAUGAUUCACUUCUGACUAAAACAUUUGCCUCUGAAAUCCCGUCCUUCAUUCAGGCCUGUCCCAGUUUGAUUGAACUCAGUAUAAAUGUCAGCGGUCAGUUAAUGUUGGAGUACACCCAGUCCAUGAAGACUUCAUUGGAGAAGAUGGGUUGGACUCUGAUUGUCUGGGGGAAAUUAGUGUUGAUCAAGCCAUGCAUGGAGAGAUUUACGGAAGAGAAGCUGAAGACAAAGCGGGAAAAGAGUGAGAGUGAAAGGACACUGCCACAGCGAGAGAGUUCAGAUUCUGUGUCAUUAAAAGCUGAAUCAUCAGCACACUCAUCCUCAGAAGAUGUGGAAGUGUUCACACCAGAAUUGAGAGAUGAUGAAGACAAACUCAAGAAUACAUACAGGUUUGUGUGUGCACAUGCUGGUCAGUUUCAGUGCAGUCUGACUAACCUUGUGUUUGUGAUGGAGGGUGAAGGAGAGGUGCUGUAUAGAGUUGACUCAUGGGAUCUUCGUCUGUUAGAUGGUUUGGGUCAGAUGCAGCCUGCAGGACCCUUGUACAACAUUGACUGUUUUAAUGGUUCACUCUCAGGAUUGCACUUUCCUCAUUGUGAAAUACUCUCUGAGGAAAACAAAGACAUUUUGGCUGUAGCGCAUUUCACUGGUGGUAAUGUAGAAACAAUGAAGCCACUUAAAGUGACUGAAACUCAUGUGAUGACUGACAUCAGAGAUCUCUCCCUAUUUGGGCUCUUAAAAAGAAAGAUCUUUCCUUCAUGCCCUGUCAUUGUCCAAGUGAUUCUCUUUCUACGACCAAUAACUGCGAGACAGAGAGACAGCAUACUGGAUGUUCAUUUACUCCCGUGGAACGUUCCACUGUCAAAGGUCCAGGGCCAGCACAAAGAGAGUACACACAUUACAACCAGUUCAAAGUGCUCUCUCAUCCCGGGAUCAGAAUACAGUCUGCGCUGUGAACCAGAGGGAUCUACAGUGCAGCCAAUGACUGAGAAGUUUGAGUGUAAUUUUGGUCCAAACUAUCAUCCCACCUUUGAAGUGUUUGUAAAUUUCAACACUGAGGAGGUCAGACUGAGUCUUUCGGAUAAAACUGAAGGAAAGGAAGUAUGGGUUCCUCGACGAAUCGUUUUCACAUGAAUGAAUUACAGAUGUUGCUAGCAUUGUAACAUUUUAACACAUUGUAACGCUCGUUACAAAAUAAAAUUUAUAUCAAAGAUUGAAUAUUUAACAACCUACGCUGUUAUACACCUUUUACACUAAUUUCGAAGAUUAUUAGAUUACAGGAAAAUAUUAUUUCAGUCUUUCUACAUUGAAUUCAUUGUUGCCAUUUCUUUACAAUUAUUUGCUGGCAAUUACUGAGUGAAAUUGGUUUCCUAGCUUUAAAGUAAAUCCUACUCCAAAUUUUUUCAGUGUAAUCAACAAUUCUUUAUAAAUGUAUUAAGUUGGACACUUAGGUGAUCAAUAUAGAUUUAACCCAUGUUAAGCACUAUAUCUAGCCCAUUGUACAAAAUUCAGUAUUAUGAUCUGUGAAGUCUUUAUAUUGAUAUUUAUUGUGUAUAUCAUAUAUAUUAUAUAAAUAUUGUAUUUAUGCAGAUUAUUCAAAUGUAUAUAUGUAUAAAUAACGUCAGGUAAAGGUGCAGACCCUCUUGCUCACAAAAUGCUCACAGGUAUCAACUCAAAGAUAUACAUUAUUUCAACUGGCUGUUUUUUCUAUGGAAUGUAACUUAUUAUUAUUUCUAUAUUUUUAUUUAUUUCAACCAGAAUGUGUAUUCGUGAAAAAACAGAGAUAAACACAUUCGGAAAGUUUUAUCAGUGAUGACUAUUGCUGAUGGUCUGAGAACCAAAGACAUCGAUUCCAGGUGAAAUGUACAGUAAAGCUCCUGCUGUGGUUCUGCAGCAUGAAAAAAUGAGACUCUUGUUGGAUGUUCUUGAUUCUGGAGGAGCUGCUGUAAAAGCAGAAUUCUGCAGACUGCUGAAGGAGUGUUAUCUAGU